AUAAAACAUGAAGCUGGAUGAAUGGAGGAAAUGGACUUUGGCCAUGUGACCUCCAAAACAGGAAGAAGGCUCAAGAAGUGAGUCAGAGAGUCCCGCUCACCGCAGGAGAGAGCAGAGGAGCUGGUACCGGCACCGGCACCGGAGUCGGCACCGGAGUCAUGGCGUGCUGCGGUCUGUGUCAGUAUGAAACCAACAAACUGGUCCGGAUCCAGAGUGUCCGCCUCGGAUCUCUCAAGUGGAGCCUGAACGCAGUCAUCCUGCUCGUCAUCUGCCUCAUGAUGCUGUGGAACAGGAAGUACCAGCAGUUCGACCUGGUGGUGAGCUCCGUGACCACCAAGAUGAAGGGCGUGGCUCAGAUCCAGCUGCCCGGAGAGGGCCAGCUGGUGUGGGACUCGGUGGACUACAGCGGCCCCGCUCAGGAGAAAAACUCCUUUUUCGUGAUGACCAAUGUGAUCGUGACGAAGGGGCAGAAGCAGGGAAAAUGCCCCGAGGUGCCCUGGAACGGCAGGCUGUGUGUCAGCGACAAGGACUGUCAGAAAGGAGCGUCCACCCCGCAGAGCAACGGAGUUCAGACCGGAUCCUGUGUCAAGUUUGACCUUCUGAAGAAAACCUGCGAGGUUUCUGCCUGGUGUCCCGUCGAAGCCACUAAAGCGCCUCCUCGACCUGCUCUGCUGGCAGCAGCUGAGAACUUCACUGUCCUCAUCAAAAACAACAUCCGCUUCCCCGCCUUCAACUUCACCCGGAGGAACAUCCUCCCCUGGAUGAAUGAUUCCUACCUGAAGAGCUGCCAGAGGAAGACCGACUCGCUGUGUCCCAUCUUCAGACUGGGAGACAUCGUCAGAGAGGCGGGGGAGUCCUUCACCGAGAUGGCGGUGGAGGGAGGCGUCCUCGCCGUCCAGAUCAAGUGGGACUGUAACCUGGACUAUGUGCUGCAGCACUGCCGGCCCUGGUACUCCUUCAGGAGGCUGGACGAGAAGCAGAGCAACAAGACGCUGUACCCCGGCCUCAACUUCAGGUUCGCCAAGUACAACAUGGUGAACGGUGUGGAGGAGCGCACGCUGUACAAGGCCUUCGGCAUCAGGUUUGACGUCAUAGUGUUCGGCCAGGCUGGAAAAUUCAGCAUCAUCUCUCUGAUCAUCUACAUCGGUUCGACGCUGUCUUACUACGCUCUGACCACGGUGCUGCUGGACUGGCUGAUCGGGACCAGCUGCUACUCCGCAGAGAUCGGACAGAACUACUCUGAGAAGAAGGUGGAGUCGCUGCCGGACAAGCAGGAGUGCAUCCUGUGUGUGUCCUAUGUGGACGAGGACGACCUGCGAAUGGUGAAGAAGAGCAAGAAGAAGAGCUUACAAGACGUCAAACCGGCUUCUGUUCGUCCCCGAAAGGAGGAGGGCGGUCACCUGCGUGCGGCUCUGUGCCUCCUGCAGGCCGGUGCGGACCCCCGCGGUCCGCCGGGCGUGAAGCCCGCCACCCGGCCCGCCGCCCGGCCCGCCUGGUGCUCGUGCGGCUGCUGCGCGCCGUGCGCCCGGCCCCACGAGGAGCUGUGCUGCAGGAGGACCGACGGGGCCUGCGUCGCCUCCUCGCCCGUGUUUGAGCAGCUGGUGCUGCAGCGCCCCCUGCUGGAGGCGGUGCUGCUGUACGAGGACCCCCUGUCCUCCCCGGGCCAGGGGACUCGCACGGCGGCUCUACGCCACUGCGCCUACAGACAGUACAUCAGCUGGAGGUUCGGGGCCCCGCCUGCAGAGGCCCACCCCGUCAUCCCCAGCUGCUGCGUGUGGAGGAUCCGGGAGGAGUACCCCAGCCCGCAGGGACACUACCGGGGCUUCACGCCCUCCAACGCCACCAGACAGGGCGACGAUGACGGACAGCUGUGAGUGAGAAGACCUGGCUCGGCAGGAAAUCACUUCUCACCAUGGCGAUAACGAAAAAUGCAAAGUAAAGCACUGUCUCCUCCAAGCUGCUGUGUGUUUCACACCGUGGAAGAAUGAACGUUCACACAGAUAUGCAUCAAUGGCAGAGACUGUAAAUCCUUCAGAAGACGUCAGUCCCACUAAUGGAGGUCGCUGUCUUUGUCUGUCCUGCCCUUUCUCUCCUCCUGACCUCUAACCCUAGCCAUAACAGAAGCCUUCUUCUCUCUGGAUCUGCAGCUUCCUUCCUGUAAAUUGAGUUUUUCCUUCCUUCUUCUCUGCUUGUUC
Salarias fasciatus (jewelled blenny) is the source of this 2195-nucleotide messenger RNA. Its product is annotated as P2X purinoceptor 4-like. The transcript has 13 exons. Lineage: Eukaryota; Metazoa; Chordata; Actinopteri; Blenniiformes; Blenniidae. The record is from RefSeq and is a predicted model, not a curated record. Gene Ontology annotation, molecular function: extracellularly ATP-gated monoatomic cation channel activity; purinergic nucleotide receptor activity; ATP binding. Gene Ontology annotation, biological process: cell surface receptor signaling pathway; calcium ion transmembrane transport; response to ATP. Gene Ontology annotation, cellular component: plasma membrane. The coding region runs from base 18 to 1874 and encodes 618 amino acids.